AUUUCACUUUUUUAGUAAUGAUGGCGCACUUGCGAAAGGUGGAUAGUUUUCUGUAGGUAAUCUUUGUUUUAUUUAGUGCGGUGAAGUGAAAAUAAGGUGACUUUAAUGCCGUACCCCAGGCGCUUCUCCGCCAAGAUGCCAGAAUUCGACGACGACGUCACCGUCGUCGAUGUGUAUGAUCUGGCAUCGGAUAUUGGCAAAGAAUGUGAAAUAAUUAUCGAAAAAUAUGGCCCUGACGCAGUAACUGCACUGCUGCCGAAGGUGAUAAAUGCUCUGGAGCUGCUGGAGAAUCUAGCAGUGAGGAAUGAGAAGGAGAAUCAUGCUUUACAGGAGUUGACGGCGAAGAUAUCUCAGUUGGAGAAUGACAAGAUAGAAAAGGCUGAGUACAGACAGCGCUUCGAAAAGGAAAUAGAAGCGAUUGAAGAACAAUGGCGGACAGAGUCUGCGGAAUUGGUGACGGCAGUGGCCAGGCUCCAGGAUGAGAACAAACGGCUACGGAGGACCAUAAACGCGCCCGGCGAUGGUACCAGUGCGCCUCCGUCGCCGGCUCGGGAACACGAUCAGGAGGUGUUGUCCAGGUUGAGCAGCACUGCGGAGAAGCAGAGGGCGACCCUCCGCCACCAGGAGUUACAGCUGCAGGAGAAGCAGCAACUCAUUGAGGGGUUGACCAACCAGGUAGAGAAGUUGGCGCAGGUCAGUCGCGAUCUCCGGCGGAAACAUAAGCAACUACAAAAUCAGAUGCGGUUAGUAUGCGAGGAAAGGUCGGAGCUGACUGCAAUAGUGCAGUCGCAACAGAGAGACAUCGCCACGCUGCAGCAAGCGGACGCACAAAACAAGAAAUGUGCCGCAUGCGGCGCGUCGACGCCUGACGGUGACGACGAGGACCAGUCGUCAAAGCCCACAUUCAGCGUGCGCGAACUUCGUGCUAUACUACAUGAGAGGAACGAGCUGAAGUUGAAGCUGAACAGAGCUGAGGAACAGCUGCAGGCGCUGCAAGUCGAACCACAGCCGGACAGUGGUUCAGACACGUCGCCGUCGCUGAGCAGCACGGUGACCGCGGAAGAGGAGGAGGCGCCGGUGCAGGGCCCGCUGCCGGCGGAGCCCGACGACGCGCCCUGGAAACGGCACAGCGGCAUACGCAAGUUUUUUCGCAAGCUCUUUGCUGAGUCUGAUAUCACCGUGGGGUCGUUCCCGCGCCGCUCGCUGUCGUCGCUGGCCAGCAAGAUGUCCGCGCCCCCCGCGCCCCCCUCCGCCCCCGCGUAGACACUCGCUGCCCCCCCUCCCCCGGCCACCGCUCGACCCCCACUCCCCCCACCCUCCGCACUCCCCGCACUCCCCGGCCCGCUCCAAACUCGACCUUAGACAGGAACUCCUCAACUCCGAC
Molecule: messenger RNA, 1384 nt
Organism: Plodia interpunctella (Indianmeal moth)
Lineage: Eukaryota; Metazoa; Arthropoda; Insecta; Lepidoptera; Pyralidae
Gene: Rilpl
Product: Rab interacting lysosomal protein like
Exons: 8
Coding region: 106-1263 (385 amino acids)
Molecular function (GO): protein dimerization activity
Source: RefSeq, a predicted model, not a curated record